This is a messenger RNA of Biomphalaria glabrata, 4207 nucleotides long. Its product is annotated as high affinity copper uptake protein 1-like. Gene Ontology annotation, biological process: copper ion transmembrane transport. Lineage: Eukaryota; Metazoa; Mollusca; Gastropoda; Planorbidae. Gene Ontology annotation, molecular function: copper ion transmembrane transporter activity. The transcript is spliced from 5 exons. Gene Ontology annotation, cellular component: membrane. The record is from RefSeq and is a predicted model, not a curated record. Bases 108 to 719 code for a protein of 203 amino acids.
UCAGUGGAGUAGAACAUACAGGUGGACUCGUGAACAAACGUUUUGAUGCAGUCUACUUUUUGUUUUUUUUUAAAGCUUGAAUGUUUUAUUUUUAUAUUUAAUUUGAAAUGAACCAUGUGGAUAUGCCUGGAAUGGAUAUGCACGGUAUGGAUACGACCACUCAGAGUGUAUCCAGUAACACAAGCACACCUCCAGACAUGUCCGGCAUGGAUGCGUCUAAUAAGGAUACACAAGGCAAUGAUGCCAUGAACAUGAUGAUGAGUUAUUACCAUGUUGGUUAUAAGGAAUUCAUUUUGUUCUAUGAGUUACGUACCCUAUCAGCUGGUGCCAUGGUCGGCGCCUGUUUCAUCAUUUUCGCUGUAGCCAUUUUGUACGAGGGCAUCAAGUUUCUGCGGGACUAUCUCCAACAACGCCUUGAUCCCGAUCGCCAUGUUGGCGUCAUCAACAGUAACUAUGACAACCCGUUUGUGGGAAGCAGCUCAGACAAGUUGUCCAAACGUGCCCCACGGAUAUCAGCUAAACGUGCCAUUUUGAGUGGUAGCCACUUCCUGCAGACGAUCCUUCACGUGCUGCAAGUCUUCAUCUCGUAUUGUCUCAUGCUGAUCGUCAUGACCUUCAACGUAUGGCUGAUUAUAGCUGUCAUAGCUGGGGCUGGAGUCGGUUACUUUCUCUUUGGUUGGAUGAAACAUUCAACACCAGAAGAUGAACAUAAUCAUUAGCACAUCCUUUAUGUUGACACAGCUAGACUCACUUCUUGUUUCCCGCCAAAUUUUAACACCGAAGACUUGAAUGGGAGAGCACUGAUAAAUGCUUACGCUUCUGAAGACUUUUAGUAACUUUUGAAACAGUAUUCUGUAGUAGUGUAGUUAUUUCAUUACAAUAAGAUCGAGAUUCAUUCGCUUUUUAAAGUUUUUGGUGCCUGAGAUAAUUAACUGUAGCCUACCUGCAACUGCAACCAACGUUUAGCUUAGUAUCAUGUUUCUUUCAUUUUUGUUUCUUCAGAAAUAUUAUUACAUCAUAACUCAGGCCUCCUGCAUGACGGCAGGAGAUACUGACGGGUAGUGCCCGAACUCUGGACCGUAGUGAGGACAGCUUGAAGCGCAUACCGGUACCACAUGAUUAAACAAAACAGCAGAAGUCUAUCUGUGAUUAGCACUUAUGAAUUUGGGGUAAACAAAGUUUAUUUUGUUAUCUCAGUGACAUGCGAAGUCUCGCGUCGUUUCUAUCUAGGUUUAACGUGUGAAUAUUCGAGCCACAUGUUGAAUGUGUGGCAAGUAUGCAUUUAAACAUGUCAGGCUUGGUUUAAAAAAAUGUGUUUUGGCCAGACGUUUACUCGGGGUUGGAUAAUGGAAUAAAUUACACUUCCGUAUUUUGUAAACAUUUCACUUUUAAUCAUCCGUCUUAAUUUUCAUGCAACACAGUUUAUGUAAGCUUAUAAAAAUCAAAAUAGAAAAAGGAAGAGAUUAAAUAGAUAAUUCCUUCUCUAUCAAACAUUGACAGUGGGGGUGUCAGCGGUUCCUUAAAGAACGGUGUGUGGAUUGUCACGAUUGUGGCAGGGCUGUUCUGGCUUUAUUACAUCCUCCCAAGUGCAAUGAGGUCUAUUCUAUUGGCAUCUCAACAGAGGUUUUCUUUUUUGCUUCACUACUGGCCUAUUCGUCUCCUCUCACGAACGCAUCCAUACAAGCGCCAUGCUGUAUGAAAAUUGUAAUAACAAUUAUAUUGUUUGUUUUUUUUGUUCACAUAAGAAGUUUGUUCAAGUUAUUUAAAGCCUAUUUAGUAAAAAAUAUAAAACGCCUUUAUUGGUUCAGUUGUACUAGCUGUUUGUAGCGACAAGUCAACGACCAUCUAACAACAAGGAGAGGGGGCUGCGAAAACAUGUUUUAUUUUCAGUGUAAUUUAUUUGAGUAUUAGUAAAAUUACAUGUUCAAAAAUUAAAAUCUCUUAAGUUGGAGACGGCGUUUUAUCUUCUAAUAAGAUCGUUUUAAAUGUUGACCGGUUUUGCGAGGCGCUUGUGCAACAAUAUGGGUCAAAACGUUUCAAGAAAACAUUUUAAAACGUCUCCGCUAGUGCGAUUCUUCUGGAUUUUUUUUUUGGUCUCAGAAUAGUCGAAUUUCUUCCGCCUAUUGCACUUUAUAAUAGUGACGACUUUUGUGUGACAAAAAACCUCACGCCCAUUACAGACGUACAUGCGCAAUAUGUCGGCCUACCUAGAAUGUAGCUCGCAUAAUACUGUUGGUCAGGGCUGCCUCUUUAUUAUUUAAUAUGGCCCUCGACUUUUUUUUAUUAGGAUGAAUAGUGCGUUCUGAAAGAAAACACAUUAAUAUUAGCCUUUUAAAAAUGAUCUCUUCUUACUAAGAGAAAAAGGCCAGAAUACGCUUAGCGUCGAGUCCCGCCCGGAAUUAAACCCUUUGCCGACUUGAGCGAAAACCUGCCGCAUCUUCGACUCUAUCUCCAUGAAGAAACUUUUACAACGCUUACAAUUUAUGUAGGCAACAUUAUUUUGGAAAAAAAAACAACUGACCAUAGACAUAUAUAUAGGUUUGUGAAACUGACUCAUUUUAGUGAAAUUUCAUUACAUAAAUUUGGAUUCUUUACAUAGUGUUGAAAAUAUAAAUGAUAAACAAAACCUAAAAAGUGUGUUAUAAUUAAAACAUAGUUUCCUUUCUUUUUCAUUACAUUCUUUACAAAAAAUGGUAAGUUAAAAUAAAAAAUAAAACAUCUUAGAGGGAAUGGGGAUACGACAACGAUGCGAAUAUGAAAAGAAAAAGGAAUGGUACAAAAAUGGAUUUAAAUCAAAGAGCGCAUUAGUUACAGUGUCCAGCUCAGUCUUAAUGGAUUUUUUUUCUAAAAUAAAAAGGAGGGGGGCGACAUUUUUUAACUUCGCACGCAGGCGGCCACAACCCUCGCAGCGGCCCUGCACACACACAUACACAACUAAUAACUAUUUUCUCAUAUUCUCGCAUAUAAUACGAGUACUUAUUUGUGUAAAACAAAAGUUCCCAUUUCAGACCCUGAGAUCUAUAAUAAAGGUCAUCUGUUUCACCCACGUUUAACGAGGGUGUCAUGUGACCAGCACAACAACCAACCGCCUUAAUUUACUUUUCCCCGACUAAUGUCAGAUAGGCCUACUCAUUUCUGAGCGGCCCAAGGAUUGCGACAUUUAAAAUCCCAGUCUACACCAGGAUUCGAACCGUGGACAAACAGUUCAGAAGCCAAAUGCUUUACCACAACGCCUCCACUUAUUUGUGCGGGUAAUAGAAAAUAUCAUGCUAUUCGCGUCUGAUACAAUUCUUAUUGUGGUCCACUGGUAGCCUAGCGCUAAUAUAUAUGAUAUGAUAUAACCACAAUAAGAAUUGUAACAGAUGCGAAAAGCAUAUUUACUAUUACCUUUGUGCAUGUCAAAUUAUGGCGCCGCUGUUGCUGUAACUUUGACGCGUUGGUGUAAUUCUUUUUUUUUCUUUUUCAUUGUUAACCUACUUUCCAUCAUGCCAGUGCUGUAAACCCCACCAAUUGAUUUUCAGUAGGUCAAAGUUGCUUACGCUGUGAAUAUUAGUUAAAAAUAGCACCUAUACUUAAUUUCUUCCUUUAAAGUAUUGAAACACAAGUCAUUAAAACUUUCUAAAUCUAAAUUCAAAAGACUUUUUUUUUGUCUCCUUACUUAUCUGACAUCGCCAGAGGCAGAAAGGCUCUUUAAGUUUAGUAGAUUUGUUGUAAUGCUCAGUAAUUUCAUUUAUGUAUCAUCUCAUUUUAUUAAAUCAAUAACUUCACUUUCUGAUUCCCAAAAGCCUUGACCCACAGACUAGAUCUGGCAGACGGGAGAGCCAGAAGUGUGAUUGUGGAGUAGGGUGCAGUUCAUCAAGACUGACUAUUGUUUUGUUUUGUGGUGUUUUCACUUUAAUCUUGUAGAUAGAAAGUUACUGUAGAUUUGAUUUUAUGAUUCUCGUGGUUACUGUCUUGGUACAAAAUGUAACCAUAAGAUUGUUGAAAAAAAAAAAAAGGAUGAUCCACGCACUGUCAUAAAAAUGUAUUCCUCUUUUGCUCAGUGGAAUUUGUUACCUCAAACCUAUGACUAUGUUGUUAAACCUAUGACUAUGUUGUUGAGUUAUUCUCCCCAGACCUAUGUUGUAGAGCUAUCCAAAACCUAUGCACAUAUAUUUUUAUCUCUGAUUAUUCUAACAGAAAACCCCUUAAAAUAAAGCCUCACACA